Molecule: messenger RNA, 387 nt
Organism: Plasmodium inui San Antonio 1
Lineage: Eukaryota; Apicomplexa; Aconoidasida; Haemosporida; Plasmodiidae
Exons: 1
Coding region: 1-387 (128 amino acids)
Source: RefSeq, a predicted model, not a curated record
AUGGACACCUUAUACUUCUAUGUUAACAAAAAAGGCAUGUACGAAUUAUGGGGAAAUAUUUACGACAAAAGGAGAUAUAAAUACAUAGACAUGAUAGAGACAUUGUGGCAGAAAUGCGUUCACCUAACAGAGAAGAAGCAAAUCCCAAAGAAAUUUUUAUUUAAAGUUUGGUGGAAGGCUUACUCCGAUUUCGUAGCAGAGCUGCAAAAUUAUGACUGCCUAAAUCUCAGAAGUUUUUACGAGCUAUAUGACAAAAACCACUGCCCCAGAUAUAACUACAUGGAAUUCAUCAUGGAGAAUAAAAAAUCCUGGAAGGAAUUCACCACAAGGAUGAAAAAUGAGUGGACGAAUAUAUUGCUCUCCGAGUUAAGGGGCUAUUCCAAGUAA